Manis pentadactyla (Chinese pangolin) is the source of this 390-nucleotide messenger RNA. Its product is annotated as DPEP2 neighbor protein-like. The transcript is spliced from 2 exons. Lineage: Eukaryota; Metazoa; Chordata; Mammalia; Pholidota; Manidae. The record is from RefSeq and is a predicted model, not a curated record. The coding region runs from base 1 to 390 and encodes 129 amino acids.
AUGUCUCACCAGAUCUACAUCCAGUGUAACUUCUUCUCUGUGCCCUGGCAGGGCUGCACAGCAGCAGCAGUGGCUUCUCCUUCGGCUACACCCUUCUACAAGCACCUGAUUGAUGAAGGGCAUAUUGAAGCCCAGUUCCACUGGAACGGUCAGACCAUCCCCCUCGUUGGUGGCUACCAAGCCUAUGUGACGGCACCCAUGACCACCCCAGCCAAGGUGGAAGAGAAGCCAUUCCCCAGGCGGGCUCCCAAGAGGCGUCAUAGCUCAGAUGACGCUGACGAACAGGGUUGCACCCCGCCCAAAAUUAGGCGGCUGGAAUCCAGUGCCAAGCAGCUGACCACACAGAAGCCUGCUCGCAGAGCCACGUCUAAGAGAAGGGCACACCGUUAG